Molecule: messenger RNA, 765 nt
Organism: Ochotona curzoniae (black-lipped pika)
Lineage: Eukaryota; Metazoa; Chordata; Mammalia; Lagomorpha; Ochotonidae
Gene: MRPL52
Product: mitochondrial ribosomal protein L52
Exons: 5
Coding region: 14-385 (123 amino acids)
Biological process (GO): mitochondrial translation
Cellular component (GO): mitochondrial large ribosomal subunit
Molecular function (GO): structural constituent of ribosome
Source: RefSeq, a predicted model, not a curated record
UCCGAGCCUCAGCAUGGCUGCUUUACUCAGCACGACUCUUAUCUCAAGUGUUCGGAGGCUGCACUGCAGCGCGGCGGCUCGGGCGGGCGGUCAGUGGCGACUCCAGCAGGGCCUGCCUGCGAACCCCUCCGGGUACGGGCCCCUCACGGAGCUCCCAGAUUGGUCUUUCGCCGAUGGCCGCCCUGCUCCCCCAAUGAAAGGCCAGCUGCGAAGAAAAGCUGAAAGGGAGAAAUUUGCAAGACGAGUUGUGCUGCUGUCACAGGAAAUGGAUGCUGGGAUACAGGCCUGGCAGCUCCGGCAACAGAAGCUGGAAGAGGAGAGGAAGCAGAGAAACGUGCUGAAGCCCAAAGGGGCUUCACCACAUGGCCCACCCCCACAUCAAUAAAAGCAAAUCACACCGUCUUCUCUUCCCCAGCCUCUCUGGUUCACAUUUGUACCCCCUAAGGCCUCAUCCCAGCCAGAAGACAACCUCGCUUCCUCCUCCUCCGACACCAAGAAGGACAGGCUGCAAGAUCGUUGCCUGUGAUGCUUGGCUCAGUGCCCUCAUCCUGGCUGCGUGCCAGUUUAACAGGAUCUUGCUCUAGAAUCACUAGGCUGUGCACUCCAGGCAGCAGGACUGGCCCAGCCUGGAGCAGUAGUGGCUCUGUGCACCUGAAGCCUGAAGAGCAGUUCUAACCGGGCACCCAAGCCUUUAAAGCCCACCCACACACAGCUUGGGCUGUGUGCAUGCAGUGGGUGCUUAAUAAAUAUAUUUUGAUUUAAAAA